AUGGCCUUCUUCAACGCCGACUGGCAGCCCAGCACGGCGUGGCUCCUCGCAAGCGCGAGCGCCCUCCUCAUCCUCGCCUACCUCAUCUCGACCGUCCGCUCAUGGCACCGCCUCCGGCAGAUUCCCGGCCCCUUCCUCGCCUCGAUCUCCUACCUCUGGCUAGCGCGCGUCGCGCGCAGCGGCCGCCAGUUCUGGACCUACCGCGCCAUGGCCGAGCGCUACGGGCCGCGCCACCUGAUCCGCGUGGGGCCGAACGAGCUGUCGACGUCGGACCCGGACGUCAUCCGGCACAUGUCGGGCGCGCGCAGCGCCUACGCCCGCGACCCGUGGUACCUCGCCGCGCGCUUCGACCCGUACCACGACAACGUGUUCACGCUGCUCGAGGCGGCGCCGCACGACCGCUUCAAGGCGCGCAUCGCGGGCGCCUAUGGGGGCCGCGAGACCCCCGUGCUGGAGACCGGGAUUGAUGACCAGAUUCGCGCGCUGGUGAAUCUGCUGGCGCGGAAGUAUGCGGGUGACGUAGGGCCGGGGAAGCAGCGGCUGGUGGAGUUUGCGGAGCUGGCGUCGUACUUCUCUAUGGAUGUUAUUACCCGCUCGGCGUUUGGUGAGGAGUUCGGAUACCUCAAGACGGACUCUGAUAUCUAUGGGUUCCUGGCCGGCGUGAGGGAGACUUGGCCUGGACUGGCGGUUGCCCUCGAUCUGCCGUGGAUGCGCAAGGUCUUGUUCUCCAAGACGUACUUGCGGUAUCUUGGCCCGAAGACAACGGAUACUGGCGGGUUGGGGAAGCUGAUGGGGGUCGCCGAAGAGGUUGUCACGAAGCGCUUUGCGACUGAUGCUGAGAAGCAGCAGGAUAUGCUCGGGUCGUUCAUCUCCCAUGGCCUCAGUCGGCAAGAAUGCGCGACUGAGGCUCUCUUCAUGAUCAUCGCAGGUUUUGAGAACACUUCAACCGUCAUUCGCACGACGAUGCUGUAUUUAAUGGGCUCGCCGGGUGUGUAUCAGCGGUUCAAGGAAGUGGUCAGGGAGACGGUGCGCAGUGGCAACGCAUCCAGCCCUAUCACGUAUGAAGAGGCGAAGAAGAUCCCUUACCUACAGGCCCUCAUUUUCGAGGGACUCCGCAUGCGUCCUCCAGCCCCAGGCCUAUACCCCAAAUCGGUACCACCAGAGGGCGACAUGAUCCACGGCAAGUUCAUACCCGGUGGGACGGCAAUCGGCAUGAACACGGCAGCCCUGGUGCGAUCAACAGAGCUCUUCGGCGAGGACGCCGACCUCUUCCGCCCCGAACGGUUCUUGGAAGCCGACGAGGCCACGCGGGCCGAGAUGGAGCGAAAUGUCGAGCUAGUCUUCGGAUACGGACGUUGGAUGUGUGCCGGGAAGCCGGUGGCGUUCAUGGAGUUGAACAAGGUGUUCUUCGAGCUGAUGCGGGCAUUCGACUUCCAGCUUGCGGACCCGAUGAAGCCUUGGGAUUGCCGGAGUUUCAGCCAGUUUAUCGAUGAGAAUAUGUGGGUGCGAGUGGCGAAGUCGUAUAUGGCAUAA
Molecule: messenger RNA, 1533 nt
Organism: Anthostomella pinea
Lineage: Eukaryota; Fungi; Ascomycota; Sordariomycetes; Xylariales; Xylariaceae
Source: the annotation of a GenBank genome assembly